GCCGCGGAGGAUUUAACGAGUUGCCGGGGCUCCGGCUCGAAGGACAGGAGUCUUAUUUACAAUUUUAAAUAUAUUGAGGGCAACUAGUUUUGUCACUACACUAUCUAAUGAGAGGAGGGCGGAGUCUAUACUAUGUUUGAUUCCAUAUUGGCACGCUAAGUACGUACACAACUGUUCAUAUCCUCUUAUUUCUUUCAUCAUUGGUCAGAUCACAGACAGAUGACACUCGGCAGUUUGACAGUUGACACUAAAAUCACUUCGUACAUAUACUUGAUAGGCACUUGAUUGAUGUUUAUAAGACGGAAACAAAUACGACAAUACGGUAUUCGCCGUAAAUUUAAUACAAAAUGUAAAUUUUAUUAUAAUUUGUAAAAACAAAAUGAAAAUCAUUAUUCAAUUGUUUUAUUAUGCAGUAUAAUAUACGUUUAAUUUAAAGUGUUAUUAUGUAAAUUGUCAUUUAAAUAAGUAGCAGGUAGAUGUUACACUUUGUGUGACAAAGUUAUCAACAAGUACUUUUAAGUUAUUUUCUAAGUGAUGGCAGAGAUGAACAACGCAGACCCUCAAGUCCCUAGUGGACCGACACACCUGUAUUUGCUUCAAAUGGAUUCCAGUAUUAAUUUAAGUUUAAAUGAACAAGUACUACCUUUGCAUUUAUUAGAUAAUAGCUUAGAAUAUGGUCACAAACAGUACCUGCUACCAAUUCCUUUAAAGCAGAAAGAAACAUCAGAUCAACUGGAAGUACUUAUUGAUUCUAGUCAAGGACAAGCUAAAAUAAUGGGUGUUAUUGAUAGAACUUAUAAAGGUGCACAGAAUCUUUUACCAAUCUGUGAUGAUCAACUUCAGAUUGCUUCAGCAUUGGGAGGCAGUAGUAACUUGGCUUUAAAAACAGAUCAUCUACCAGACUUGCAAGGAACACCACUGGAUCUAAGUAUUGAAGAAACAGAACUUAAUAAUAAAGUAUGUGGCUUUGAUGACAAAGUACAUAAAACUGUUAAUAACUAUGUUCACAUAUUUGACCGCGUUGUACCUCCGCGCGCCUAUGCUGUAUUACCGCCGAUACUUCAAGUACAAAGACGCCAUAUAAUCUCUACACGAAGAAGUUUACCUGCAUGUGCACGGUUUGGCCCUGUUCAAGGAAUAAGAAACACAAUAUCUCAAUCAGAAGCUGUGGAACUAGUGCUGAAUGCUACUUCGAACAAAAUACCUUUAUUUCUAGUAAGGGACACGGAUGGGAAUAUCAUACACAUUGACACAGCUGAUAAAGAUAAAUCCAACUGGAUUGGAUUACUGCCAUUAGGAGAUCAAAACUCUGCAAAUGUAUGGCUGUAUGAGGAAAAUCAAGAACUGUAUGCAAUAACUACAGAAACAGUACCACUAAGAAAACCCCUUAAACUUGGGUACAGCAAACAAUAUGCUGAUGAUUAUGGAUUAAUAGGCCCAACUAAAGAAAUUAGAAAAGAUACUCAAGUUGAGAAAACAUGGUGGUGUUACGAAUGUCAACGCACACUGCCGUCGGAAAAACAAUUAAAAUCUCAUACAGAAACCUACCACAAGGAUGGGGCCUUGCUAGCAAGACGACGGUACCGUUGUCGACAUUGUACAAGAACAUUUUCUAGACUGUUUGCAUUAAGAAGGCAUAUAUUAGUUCAUUGCCCUGUUAAAUUAGAAAAAAGGAAUAAAGUAACCAAUCAGGAUACGAAGAAUGAUGCGCCACAAAUUAAUAUAAAUAUAUCAAUUAACUCUGAAGACAAUAGGAUACCGUCGGACGAAAGUUUCCAAAACUAUUCUAAUGGAUUAGACUUCUCCACUAACCUGUUUGAUACAGAUCGUAUAUCUAGUCUCGAUAUAUCUGGUAACACCAGAUCUGAUAAUGAUUUUAAUCCUUACGCCAUCGGGUAUAAAGACGACAAUGAUUUAACUAGUGAUCUGGAUUUUUCAAGUAAAUUAGAAAAUCAAAGAACUGCCAAAGAGAAAUCACCGCAACCAGAAGAACAAAUUAUUGUUCCUUGUGCGUAUUGCAAUGAAAUUAUUGUUAAAGGAAAUAGGCGCCAACAUAUAAGUAAAUGUCCAGCCCGUGUAAUGACUUGUGAAUGUAAAAAGGUGUUCAGAAACGUGAAACAAUUUAAAGAGCAUAUAUGGAGUCAACAUUCAAACGAAAAGCCGGUUCAAAAUGAAAGUGAUAAUAAUGUACCUGAUGCUCCUGAAACAAAAACAGAUGGUCCGCCUCUAUAUAAGUGUGAACAGUGCCAACAUACUUUCAAGCGUCGAGGUAUGCUGGUGAACCACCUAUGGAAGAUACACAACAUGAUCUCCGCUCGAGUGCCACUGGAGCGACGCGUGCGUCACUACCCAUGCGGGACUUGCACCAAAUUAUACAGAACUGCAGCUAAACGGGACCGACAUGUACAACUACAUCAUCCAGGGGCAGCGAAGUUCCGCGUAGAAGCCCUGGACGGCGGCACGCGAGUGUGUGAGCCGGCGAUGUGCUCCGAGUGUCCGCGACAGUACGUCACACGAGCCAAGCUACUGCAGCACCAGAGGGCACAUCACCCGUACUUGAUUCCACCGCCAACAACAAGAAAAGGAAAAAGUUUAUUAAUGGAGCAAGUCAUAUAAAGUGUAAAGGAAAGCUGAGCAAUAGUGUCUCAACUGGCAGAGGCGCGAGAAGUUAAGUUUACACAGACCCUGACGGAGCCUCUAAGGAUUGGAUCACAUAUAAUAUGCACGGGGA
Spodoptera litura is the source of this 2731-nucleotide messenger RNA. NCBI's taxonomy places the organism in Eukaryota, Metazoa, Arthropoda, Insecta, Lepidoptera, Noctuidae. The record is from RefSeq and is a predicted model, not a curated record.